Molecule: messenger RNA, 918 nt
Organism: Calypte anna (Anna's hummingbird)
Lineage: Eukaryota; Metazoa; Chordata; Aves; Apodiformes; Trochilidae
Gene: BATF3
Product: basic leucine zipper ATF-like transcription factor 3
Exons: 3
Coding region: 60-419 (119 amino acids)
Biological process (GO): regulation of transcription by RNA polymerase II
Cellular component (GO): nucleus
Molecular function (GO): DNA-binding transcription factor activity, RNA polymerase II-specific; RNA polymerase II cis-regulatory region sequence-specific DNA binding
Source: RefSeq, a predicted model, not a curated record
CACCCCCCGCGGGCCGGGGGAGCCCAGCGGCGCCCCGGGACAGCUCCGCAUCCGGCGGGAUGUCGUGCCCCGUCCCGGCAGCAGGCAGUUCCCUGCCCCAGAGUGCGUCUGCGGAGGGCGGCCAGCAGAGUCACGAAGAAGAUGACAGGAAAGUAAGGAGGAGAGAAAAAAAUCGAGUUGCUGCACAGAGGAGCAGGAAGAAACAAACCCAGAAAGCAGAUAAACUUCACGAAGAAUAUGAGUCUCUUGAGCAAGAAAAUACCUCCCUGAAAAGAGAAAUUGGAAAGCUAACAGAUGAAAUGAAACACUUGAGUGAAGUGUUGAAGGAUCAUGAAAAGAUCUGUCCACUACUGCACUGCACCAUGAACUUUGUGACUGUACCAAGGCCGGAUGCACUUGCCGGCUGCCUGCCAAGAUGAGACCUUUUCUUGAUUACCUUUGAAUAUGAUGUAUGAAAGUGCCAUUAAUGGGAGAUUUGGAGAAUUGCCUCUGCAUAGUGCAGGGCUUCCAUCAAAGAAGGCUGGACUUGACCAUGCAGCUCUUCUCCACGCUGAAGUGCUACAGCUUUCUCAGUCUCAGGAAAAUACAAGUAUGGAGAAAAAGACAACUUAAACUACGACAUCUUAUUUGGUAGAAUCUUUAAGCCACAGUUUUGCAUUCAGAAAUGUCAAAGUUGGUGCACUCUACCAUCACGUGGAGGAAUGUAGACAGGGAGAAGUACUGACCUUGGGCUAGGAUGCCAGUAAACCGUUUGUCACUUGUCAUCCGUGUGUAUCACAUUCUGGCUGCUGCAUUGUUUUUUGGGUUUUUUUCCUUUAAACAGGUUUGAUUAUUAAAAGAGAUGUCCCAUCUUUAUGACUUUUCCAGCUUCUUCAAUAAUCAAUGUCUUUAUAACAUCUCUACUAUUUUUUUACUGGU